CUCCAGGGUUCUCUCUUCGGCGGCUGCAGCUCUGCCUCGUCUGAGAUCCUUCCCACUGGCCAGGAAUGACGCCCCACCCAUUCUCUGGCCUCCCCUGGGGGCCUUGCCCUUGGUGCUGGAUUCCUGUGCUCUGACCUUGGAGGAAUUGCCCUCCUGUGUGUAUGGGAUGACCACAGGCCUCCCUCUCACUCUUGCUGCUCUCCGCUCCUCAUACCUGCCCUGUGACCUCAAGUUCGGGAUUCAGUUUGUUGCCCCGGGCAGAGUCUGGUUUUUCUCCAGAAAUUAGAUGCAGAAUCAGGCCUAACCAGCUUCUCAAACUCACAGACUUGGUCAGCAAAUAUCCCCAAGCCUCAAAGGCUGAGACACCUGGAGGAACGAUGCCAGCAGAGACAAAAACGACAUUGAGAGGGGCGAGAGCAGGAUGUGAGCAGAAUCCUCCAGGCCCUGCACGAGUGCCUUGCUGCCCUUCCCCGGCAGCAGCUCCGGAGCGUCGUGGGCAUCGGGGUGUCGGGCCAGAUGCAUGGAGUCGUGUUCUGGAAAACAGGCCAAGGCUGUGAAUGGAUAGAGGGAGGGAUUACCCCUGUGUUUGAGCCCCGAGCUGUUAGCCACCUGGUCACGUGGCAGGAUGGCCGAUGUAGCAGCGAAUUCCUGGCGUCUCUACCCCAGCCGAAGUCUCAUCUCAGUGUGGCCACGGGCUUUGGCUGUGCAACUAUCUUCUGGCUUUUGAAAUAUUGCCCGGAGUCCCUGAAGUCCUACGACGCAGCCGGUACCAUCCAUGACUAUGUGGUUGCCAUGCUGUGUGGCUUGCCAAGACCCCUGAUGUCCGACCAGAAUGCUGCUAGCUGGGGCUAUUUCAACACGCAGAGCCAAAGCUGGAACGUGGAGAUACUGAGGAGCUCAGGUUUUCCCGUCCACCUGCUCCCGGACAUUGCCGAGCCUGGCAGUGUGGCAGGCAGAACUUCCCACAUGUGGUUUGAAAUCCCGGAGGGGACGGAGGUGGGAGUGGCCUUGGGUGAUUUACAGGCCUCUGUCUAUUCCUGCAUGGCCCAGAGGACAGAUGCAGUUCUCAACAUCAGCACCUCGGUUCAGCUGGCAGCCUCCAUGCCUUCGGGAUUCCAGCCUGGAGAGACUCCAGACCCUACGGCCCCAGUCGCCUACUUCCCAUACUUUGGCAGGACCUACCUGGGGGUGGCCGCGUCACUCAACGGGGGCAAUGUGCUGGCCACGUUCGUCCACAUGCUGGUUCAGUGGAUGGCAGAUCUAGGCCUGGAGGUUGAAGAAUCCACUGUCUAUUCAUGCAUGAUCCAGGCAGCUGUGCAGCAGAGAGAUACCCACCUGACUAUCACCCCAACAGUGCUGGGGGAGAGGCACCUGCCAGACCAGCUGGCCUCUGUGACCAGAAUCUCCUCCUCUGACCUCUCCCUGGGGCACGUGACCCGGGCUCUGUGCCGAGGCAUUGUUCAGAACUUGCACUCCAUGCUUCCGAUUCAGCAGCUCCAGGAGUGGGGCGUGGAGCGGGUGAUGGGCAGUGGGAGUGCGCUGUCCAGGAAUGAGGUGCUGAAGCAGGAGGUGCAGAGGGCUUUCCCUUUGCCCGUGUCCUUUGGGCAGGAUGUAGACGCAGCUGUUGGGGCAGCUCUGGUCAUGCUCCGGAGACACCUCAACCAGAAGGAAUCUUAAGACAGCAAACUCUUUCGCCAAAGGACUGCUGCGAAUUUUACCUGGUUAACAUUCCUGACACCAUCUGUGGGUCAUCCUUUCCCUGGACAGUUCAGUGGACAGCUUUUAAGCCGUGCUUGUUGUGAGGUUCCAUCUCAGCCAAGAACUUCCCUUCAGAACAUACUCUAAUAAGGCAGCCAGGAGCCGUCAGCCAGAUCCCAAAUGAGUGCCUUCUGGAAGAGACCCACCUGGGAGCUCUUUCCAAAUGUCAGUGUGGGAGAGAGAGAGCGUGAGAGCACAGUAACCCAGGCUCCUGGUCAGCAGACUCAUCUGUGGUUCACUUGUAGACAGAGAGCAGAGCAGUGUGUACUUCAGACACCAGAAAGUCUGGUGACUGUGGCCCCAAGUAAGAAAAGAAGAUCUGCCCCAUGCCCAGCUUUUGAUUAUUGUUUUUGGAGACCUGAAGCUCAGACUUGGGUCAUAUGGACUUCUGGAAAAGUUCUUCCCUCCUGGACUGAACCAUGUGACCAGAGGCCCCUUUCCUAGUCUCAUCCUCCCCUGGCCGCAGGUGCUUAGCUGGGCCAGGGAGUAACCCAAGCACGAUGCGGCAGGCUGGCUCAGAGGACGAUGCGGGGCUGCGUGCCGGCCUUCUUGCUGCAUGUACUCAGCCCCAGGAGGGCUUGCUGCACCCGGGCUGCCCAGAUCUUCACGGCACAACUGCCUGGAAGGCAGGUUGCAGAGAAGGAGAGGCAGAUGGCAUGAGCAGCAAGGGGGACCGAUGCUGUGCGGCUCACACCACUCCAGAACCUGACAAGCCACCCGCAGGACCCCUUGCCAGGGGCAUGUCUGUGCAGCAGUGUUUUUGCCCCUGCACAUUCCAGAAGCCUUCAUGGGAGGGGAUGCAGCCAGGCCGAUGCCUGCCAGAUGGGACAGGUAGUUCAUUCAAAGGGAACUCUGUAUCCCAUAGGCCUAGGCUCUCCUUUCGCUUGGCGUGGGUUUCACUGGCCCACUGUCUGUUCCUGGCUCAGCAGAAACAUCUGUAUGAGUCAGCAUCCCUGCAGGGACCCCAGAGCAUCGUAAGCCUUCCUGUGAUUGGUAGGGAUGGCUAUGGGGUGGUUUCCAGAAGGGGGCCACCAUCGCUGCAUCUACUCCCAGACCCCCAAAGGAGCCCAGGCUCAGGCAGGCCUGAUCCAGAGGCACCCAGGCAACCACGAGUUUGGGAGGCAGUCGUCGUCUCUCUCUCAGUAUCCACGACAGGUAUGAAACAUAUUGUCUCUUUAUAAAUGUCAUUUUACAAAUUAUGCGAUGAUCUGGAAGCUC
Messenger RNA from Rhinopithecus roxellana (golden snub-nosed monkey), 2976 nucleotides. RefSeq names its product sedoheptulokinase (gene SHPK). The transcript has 7 exons. The record is from RefSeq and is a predicted model, not a curated record. Gene Ontology annotation, molecular function: sedoheptulokinase activity. NCBI's taxonomy places the organism in Eukaryota, Metazoa, Chordata, Mammalia, Primates, Cercopithecidae. Gene Ontology annotation, biological process: cellular response to lipopolysaccharide; carbohydrate metabolic process. Gene Ontology annotation, cellular component: cytosol. Bases 517 to 1677 code for a protein of 386 amino acids.